Molecule: messenger RNA, 2084 nt
Organism: Priapulus caudatus
Lineage: Eukaryota; Metazoa; Priapulida; Priapulimorpha; Priapulimorphida; Priapulidae
Product: actophorin-like
Exons: 5
Coding region: 106-555 (149 amino acids)
Biological process (GO): cell motility; actin filament severing; actin filament depolymerization
Cellular component (GO): actin cortical patch; cytoplasm; actin cytoskeleton
Molecular function (GO): actin filament binding
Source: RefSeq, a predicted model, not a curated record
UUCCUGCGUGUCACAUUCCGCCCUUUCCUUGUCAGAGCCUGCCGCUGGACAGAAAAUCAGAAGAUUCACGGAAGCUUUGUCACCAUUCUUUAGCACUGUAACGAAAUGGCCUCUGGUGUAGCAGUCCAAGAUGAGUGCCUCAGGGUGUAUGAGGAUAUCAAGCUGCGUAGAAGGUAUAAAUAUGUAGUCUACCGCAUGAGCGAGGAUGACAAAGUGAUCAUUGUUGACCAGCUUGGCGAGCCAGGUGCGACAUACGAGGAAUUUGUGGGUCACUUGAAAGAAGCAGAGGUCGUCCAUGACUGCCGAUAUGGCGUUUUCGAUUUUGACUACUUGAUUGAGAGGACUGGUGGUACUAGCCUAACACAAAACAAACUCUUGUUUUUCAUAUGGUGUCCAGACUCUGCAAAGAUCAAGAGGAAGAUGUUGUAUACUAGCAGUAAAAGUGCUAUCAGGAAGAAACUGCAGGGUAUCCAUGCAGAGAUCCAGUGCACUGACCAGAGUGAGGUGGGGCACGACUACGUGCUGGAAAAGGUGCGGGACAGGGAAAGGAAUUAAGCACAGCUCAACUUGCUGCCAACCAGUGGGCAUUCGUGCUCGUACAACAGUGAUAACUUAUUGCAACACUUGUCCGUGCCAGCCACAAAGCCGGAGAGAGGUGUAUUCAUGACAAAUCGGAACAAAAUUUCCCGCAUGAGGUUGGUGUGCGCUGCUUCAUGAAAAGAGAAGAUGUGUCGACGGUCGGUUAUUACUGAUGUAAUGUUAUUUUGUACUUCCUAGCUAGACUGAUUUUGUAGGCGUUGAUGAAAUCAAUGGUUGAUAUGUGUACGAACUUGGUAUCCACCCCAAAAGGAAUCAUUAUGGUGAGCUUUCUAAUUCUCUACAAUGAUGUUGUUGCUGAGCAGUAAAUGAGCGAGAGAUGCAAGCAUGCUAUCUUUACUCUUUAUUGCAUACAGAUGCAACCCUAUGCGAAAAACUCAUUGCCUAGAUAACGACGUAACUCCCCAUCAAGAAAGGUAAACUUCUGACCUUAGCCCAAUGCUACCCGGCUCGUGAGAAUGGAUAGUAUGUAUUUCAGAAUCAACUGAUUGCUUCGGUUUCUUCAAUACGUGUACAUCAAUCAUUAGUUCAUCUACUUCAUAGAAUCUGUCUACUUUCCAACCUCUUUACUUGUCUUUUAGUAUAUUGAUAUGAAAUAAUGUUAAUAUUAAUUAUCGGUCAAUGACAGUGAAUCGUCUAGUGCAAACUGAUUGUCAGAGCAGGGCGAACAUUUUAGUUUUUGAAUUGGCUGUUAUUUUGCCAGAAUGCCGACAAAAAAACAUUGGAAACUGCUUUGGGACAAAAUUAUAUAAACAAAAACGUUUUGCAACAUAUUGAUUAUGUAGAUUGGGGGAGCAGGAGAUUUUAUCAAUAGUCGUAAUGUGUCACAGUGCCGAGUUUAGUGUAAAGCUUGCAAUGACAGGAACAGUUGUGCGGGCUACGUAUAUGAAUUGCAGGACGCUAGUGGCAUGAAGAGCGAAUAUCUCGACUCGUUGGCUUGUUAGUUCGUUUCUGAUCAGUUGCUGCAAUUGUAAGUGUACAGUAAUUGUCACAGAGUCGUGUGUUUUGUAAAUUCUCCUACCUGAUCAUUUAGUGUUUAUUCUGUUGGUGCUGUUGUCUCAGCAGGCAGGCAUCUUCACUCUCGUUCGUCACGCGCACGACUUCCUUGCUUGAUUCUACAUGUUAUGCAGUAUCAUAGAACUGAUGUAAACAAAUUUCAACUAAAAAUAAUACAGAGACAACUUUGUAUUUAAGAACGGAGGACUUUUGUAUUUGCUAUCUUAUGAUUCUCGCUUAACAUAUCAAUUAGUUUGGAUUAUAACAGUCGUGUAUAUGAAAUUGUGGUAUCUAUGAUUUUGUUCAUGUUUGUGAGCUAAUGAUAUGUUACACGUAUAAAUCCUUGCCUACACCACACUGAUAAAAGUUGCAGAGAGUACUUCUAAGACAACUUAUUUUAAGAGACUUUACAAUGUAAUGGAACUUUACAUUUGCCUGUACCAGACACUUUUAUAUGAAGUAGAGUGCAUACUAAUAACAUGCUCAAUUUA